Labeo rohita (rohu) is the source of this 4954-nucleotide messenger RNA. It is a transcript of the gene scarb2a, whose product is annotated as scavenger receptor class B, member 2a. Gene Ontology annotation, cellular component: lysosome; cytoplasm; membrane. Gene Ontology annotation, molecular function: scavenger receptor activity. NCBI's taxonomy places the organism in Eukaryota, Metazoa, Chordata, Actinopteri, Cypriniformes, Cyprinidae. The transcript is spliced from 13 exons. Gene Ontology annotation, biological process: protein targeting to lysosome; receptor-mediated endocytosis. The record is from RefSeq and is a predicted model, not a curated record. Bases 318 to 1913 code for a protein of 531 amino acids.
UCUCUUGCAUGACUGGCUCAUUUGAAUCUAGUGAGUGAGGGAGGAGGACAAGACUUCAGUUUCUUUGCGUUAGAGCUGAUAGUCUCUUAUCUCAGCAUCCGAGAAACACUACCGCUAAUCGCACAUCAUCGGGAUCGUGUACGCCGGUUUCCCAAUCAUUGAAGGGUAGUGAACGAUUCUGGCUUUGAGACUAUCAGAAAAACGGAGACACGCCGGGAGCUCCUCGAGUAGAAGUUCGGAAGUAGAGAAAAGGAAAUAGAAAGAAAUAAUAGUGUUAUUUGUUUUUUUUACAAAUUAGCCAAUUUGAAAUAUCAAACAUGACUAGGAGAUCUUGUGCCAUUUACGCCACCGGGAUCGUGUGCGCUCACUUGCUCAUUUUGGGAAUCGCCCUUCUGGUGGCUCAAGUCUUCCAAACAAUGAUUCAAGAACGGAUAAAAAAGGAGAUCACGCUGGGGGAAAACAGUAGAGUAUUGGAUGGAUGGAUAAAUCCACCACCACCUGUUUACAUGCAGUAUUUCUUCUUCAACGUGACCAAUUCAGAAGCGUUUUUGGCUGGGAGGGAAAAGGCAAAAGUGACUCAAAUAGGGCCAUACACCUACAGGGAAUAUCGACCAAGGGAAAAUGUCACAUUCCUUGAGAACGGGACGAAAAUCUUUGCCACAAAUCCCAAGAGCUUCGUGUUUCUUCGCAACAUGUCAUCGGGAGAUCCUGAGGUCGACCGUGUGAUAACGGUUAACAUUCCAUUCAUUGCUGUGAUGAACGAGUUAUACUCCUACUCCUUCUUUCUGAGGACUGCUGUGUCGAUGUGGAUGGGAUCCAUGGGCAUCGAGGUGUUUAUGAAUCGUACAGUCCAUGAGGUCCUGUGGGGUUUCAAAGACCCGCUGCUGUCUAAAAUCCACGCCAUGAGACCAGAAGUGAAUGAGAAUUUUGGCCUUAUGUAUAAUAAAAAUGGCACCCAUGAGGGUGAAUUUGUCUUCCACACUGGAGAGAAGAACUACAUGGACUACGGCAAGAUUGACACGUGGAAUGGCAUCAGUCGGAUGAACUGGUGGUCGUCGAACCAGAGCAACAUGAUCAAUGGUACCGAUGGCAGUGUCUUCCACACCUUCCUGUCCAGGAAAGAGCUCCUCUACAUCUUUGCUGCAGAUCUGUGUCGAUCCAUUCAUUUGGGUUACGUGGCUGACACAGAGGUGAAGGGCAUCCCUGCCUUCCGCUUUGCCCCUCCUUCAGAUGUACUGGCCCCCCCAGAUGAGAAUCCCAGUAAUGCUGGCUUCUGUGUGCCUGCUGGAGAUUGUCUGGGAAAAGGAGUCCUCAAAGUCAGCGUCUGUCGGGAAGGUGCACCCAUUGUUGUGUCAUUCCCUCAUUUCUACCAAGCCGAUGAGCGGUACAUCAAUGCCAUUGAUGGAAUGAACCCAAAUGAGGAAGAACACGAAACAUACCUCGACAUCAACCCGACUACAGGGGUUCCCAUUCGUGCCUGUAAGAGAGCUCAGCUUAACGUCAUACUGAAGAGAGUCCCUGGCUUCCCCAAAACAAAAUUCCUCAAUGAGACAAUUUUCCCCAUUAUGUAUGUCAAUGAGACGGCAACUAUCGAUGAUGAGUCUGCAGCCCAGAUGAAGACGCUUCUGCUGAUUGUAACAGUGGUGUCCAACUUUCCAGUCAUCAUUGUGGGACUGGGAGCCAUUUUACUUGUAGUCCUGAUCUUCCUUGUCUGCAGGAACCGCCAGAGAAAGAAUGAAGUAAAACGUAUUGAUUUUACUGAAGCUUUUCAUUCUUUUGCUACGACGAAGGACGAAACGGCUUAUACCCAAGUGAGCAACCAAGCAGAGGACUCGCCAGAGAACCGUACCAAUCAGCCUUUGAGAAACGGAUCUUACAUCGCCAUGUCACCAGUAGAGGCGCAAAAGUGUUGAUGAAGACGACUGGUGGAGUCUCACCUUGAGGACAUCUAUCCUCCUCAACCUUUUCUAUGUUAGUUUUCACUGUGCGAUUCGUCUUCGGGGGCCAGCCCCCGCACGCUCACCACCGUUUGCCGAGAGUCGCUUGACUCGUUUCCUUGAGCAUGGCCUUUCAAACUGCCAUAUGUUCAGUCAAAACACAUGUAAACUCAAAGCACCCACUUCAGUUUCUGGGUUCCCAGAGGCUUUGUUGCCUAGUCCUGCGAGGCCUGAAACACACUCUCUUGCCUUUUAAAAACACAUAUAUGCAUUGCAUGCUCACAGAGUCCAUAGUUCCUGAAGGGUCAUAAACCCUUUCAGCAUGAGAGAGCGUGAAAAGUUCACAGCCUGUGCUCUUGAAGCGUUUCAGAUCUCUUCCCACACUACUGUAAACAGGUCUACACAGGCAGACCUUGAACUAACACAGCUCUUCAUACGUCAAACCUUUUGAUAAUGAGCAGAUAAACUAUUGAUUUACCUCCUCUAAGAGUAUUAGAGAGCUAAAAGGUCUAAUAUGCUAACAAAAAAAAAAGAUGGAUUUUAUCCAGAACUUAUGUAUGCGUGUGUGUGUGUGUGUGUGUGUGUGUGUGUGUGUUUGUACAUACCGAUGUGAGUGUGUGUAAUUAUAUGUGUGUGUAUUUCAGCAGGCGUGUCAACGCUUGCAUGGUUUUUGUCACACUGUGGUGAACUGCUCCGGUGGGUCACCGUCCACCGUUUUGCACGAUGCAGUGUGACGACAAGUGGAAACCAGUGACUUCAGCGGUCCUAUCCAUUUCAUAGUGUCCGAGUCACAUUUUUUUGACGCCAGAAACAUUUCAGAGGUGAUGGCUGUUAAGAGGUCAGACAGUCUCCUUUAAGGCAUUGUAUUACUAGCGUUUCGUAAUGAACGAACAACAGACGUAGAACACUUACAAGCGAGACUUGAAUUUUUCUGCCUUACAAAUACUUACAAACACAGUGUGAUUCUGCUGCACGGUAAUGGCAGGCACACGGUGGAACUAUGUCGGACAAAUAUCAUUUUUUUUGUUCUGUAAUAUCUAGAGCACAACUACAGUCCACCGAGCCCACAGUCGAAUCGGAGGGUUUUUGAGGGGUCAUCAGUGAAGUUUGCACACUUUGCAUAACCUUCUGUGGGCGAAAGAGACUUGAAUCACUGCUUGUGUUAAUUUUCGUUUCGCUUUUUCCAUCUUUGAUGUUCGUAGCCUUCGCUGUUGCUAAACAAUUGAGGCCAUAUUUUAAAUCAGGAUGUGUUAGUUGCACACUUGACAAAGUAUCACUAAAGAGGAGUCGACGCAUGCAUCUCUGUUUGUCCAAAUGCAUCUGUUUGUCUGAAGUUGCCAUAACCUGUUUGUACAGUUACACUCGGUUGUUUUAAAGGUGUAUGUAUCUGUAAAUCAUUCCCAUUUUGGUGACACUUGCUGGAAUGAUUGACGUUUGUUGUUACUUGGCGUAAACCAUCUGUUACUUCUUGCGUCCGCGGUUUACGUGGAUUGCGGCGGACGUUGUCGCGUAUUUGCCUGUGCCAUGGAUUUAGCUCAUCUUGAAGAUUUAGCGCAAGGUUUAAACUGGAAACACUGUGUACUUGCAGUGUCUUAUGCAGCUGUAUGUGAACAGAAAACUGAGGGAAAGUAAUUCAAGCUUUAGUGUAAUUAACUACUAGUCCAUUACAGUGGCGAUUAGGCCAUUAGUAUAUACAUUCACCUAAAAAUGGUCUGUCAAAGACCCCGCUGGACUAAUGUUGGAUGACUUGAGUAUGAAAGAUCAAUGAACCUGAGCCAUUUCUAUACAGUUUCCAAAUUGCUUAUGGUGACUUUUGCCCCUAUACGCUUGACCAAAGAUUACAUUGGUUUGGUAGAUAACUGGUUUGUUUGCCUUCCACUCAGAUAGCUGUAGUGCCAUCGAUUUCCCAUUUACAAGAUCAUUAGAACCUCGUUGUCUACAAGGGCAAAUAAGAAGGAAAACAAUUUGAAGUCACAAAAUAUUUUCCAGAGUUUAUAAUGUGUUUAAUACAGCAAAGAACUUGAGAUAUAAAGCGUUGCCACAGAGAAACUGCAAAGAAACUCUCAGUAUUAUGUAUUGACACAGCAAUACAGUGAUAUGUACAAAGCAAAUUUUAUAACAAAGUAAAAAAGUUUUGUAAUCAGACAGACAAAUAUUUAUGUAUUCAUAUGUUCAAUGGUAUGUACAUUAUCUGAAUUUCUAAGGUCUUUUCUUUGGUCUUGUUCAUUUCUGUAUUUGUUUUUUAAUUAUUUUGUAAUAUUACAAGUGGGGUCAUCAAGCACAUUUCUGUUUUCUUCUUAAAUUUAGUUUUCCUUUACAUUUCUGAAGUAGUACCCAGUGAAUAUUGUUCUAAAUUGGAGAUGGAACGGUGUAUGUGAUUGUAAAAACGGUUAACUUUAAUGGAGAAAGGCUUGUGUUGUAUCUGUAAGGUGUGAGCCUAUCGUGUGUAAUGAUCUCCUGUUAUACAACUCUCCCAAGCUGUCAACACACUGUUUGUCCAACUGGAAUAACAAAGGGAAGGCUGAGUGUCUUUGAAUUCCACUUUGGAGGAUUGCCAUAGUGCCAUGUUGGGUACAAGGGAAAUUUCCAAUUGCAAUCUAAUCUUUUUUUUUUCUUAGAUGAAUGACGCCCUCCUUCAGGGAUGAGCUUUUAGUGCCAUAUCAUCCUUGUUUAUUUCACUUGCUUUAGUAGCAACAUGUUUAAGCAGUGUAGAAUUUGUUUUUUGUUGUUUUGUUUUUUUGCCCCCCUCUGCCUUUAUUUCAGGGCUGGUGAAUACCUCACAACAUCAUUGAGGGUGGUUUUAAAAACACUGAACACUUCAUCGUGUCCUCCUGAGAUGCAUUGCGUUUUUUGCUGCUGAGAAUGACAAUCCUUAUGUCAUGUUAGGUGCAAAAUCAUUUCAAGUAAUAUUCAUUUUUAGUUUUGAUAAUUUACACUGCACAGAUCUUUCUACAAUGCUUUUGUAAACAUUUUUAGUGUUAUUUGCAAAAAAUAAAAAAAAUGUUGAAAUUCUUGAA